GCAUAGAAACUCGAAAAAAGCGUUGUUGCUCAUUUUUGGCUUAGUGGGGAAAUCAGUUUCGAAAUAAAGGACGCUAAUCCUGGCGAGCAACGGCCAGCUGGGAGCCGCCACCAUGCUCAAGUCCCUCAAGCCGGACACAUACGCCGGCAUGGCGAACGCCAAGUGCGGCGAGAUCUACUUCCAGAGCCUGCACAGCUUCCGCAUCGACUGCGCCUUCUGUGAGAUGAAGAGCUUUGUCUUCGGCGACUUCCUGCUCCACGUCCAGAACGUGCACUUUGAGAACGGCCUGCUCAAGACGGAGGCGGAGGCCGAACUGAAGCAGGAGCGCGACCAGGCCUCGCCGGUGCCGAUAGUGGCGCAGGUGAAUCCCUUUGCCUGGUACGAGAUUGGCGGCCAACGUGAUGACGACGAUGACAGCGAGGACGACGAGGCGGCGCUGCCGGCGGGAUUGGACGAGGAGGACGAGCGGCCGGGCAGGGCCAUCAUGAAGUGGGACAACUCUGGCCAUCUGGCUGGUAGUGAGUCCAUGCGACAGGUGAGGGCCCUGAAGGUGGACUACAAGGAGGAGGAUUCCGAGUGCGGCCUGGAGCUGGACCACGACCGCGAUGUGGAUCCGGCGGACUCGCUGGGAAGCGAGAUCCAGUCCCACUCCCGCCACGCCUGUCCGCACUGCUCGAAGAGCUACCAGAGCCGCAAGACCCUGGAGCGGCACCUGCUGCGCCAGCACAAGGACGCCACCGCUGCCAUAGAUGAUGCGGAUAGCGAGGAUGCCGACUACGAGCCGCCCAAGGAGAAGACUGGAGCUGGGAGCGGGCCGCAGGAGCACAAGUGCGAGCACUGCGACAAGAUCUAUCACGGCAAGUACAGCCUGCGGCAGCACCUGAAGCGGGAGCACAGCAACGACAACAACGACGGCGAGGGUGGCACCAGCACAUUCACCUGCCUAGAAUGCGAGGCGGAGCUGCCGCGCCUGCGUCUUCUGGACGAGCACAUGGUACAAGCGCACGGCGGUGCCGCGUGCGUGGUAUGCGGCCGCCGCUACAAGACGCGCCACGAGCUGAAACGUCACCAGCUGAAGCAUACCAGCGAACGCAACGUGCCCUGCACGCAUCCUGGCUGCGGCAAGCGGUUCUUCACCGUCCGCCACAUGCGGAACCACGGCAAGGUGCAUACCGAGCAAAAGAACUUCGUGUGCGAGAGCUGUGGCUAUAGUUGCCGUAACAAGGAGACGCUGCGCGUUCACAUCCGUAGUCACACCGGUGAGCGGCCCUUUGGAUGUCAGGUUUGCGACAAGCGCUUUCCCUCCCAUUCCGGCCUCAGGGAGCACAUGGCCAUGCAUUCCACGGAGCGGCCGCAUGUGUGCGGCGUCUGCGGUGCCACCUUUUCGCGACAGAAGGGGCUCUAUCACCACAAGUUCCUCCAUGCGGACACCAAGCAGUUUGUGUGCAAGCUCUGCGGAAAUGCAUACGCCCAGGCAGCUGGACUCGCCGGACACAUGCGAAAGCAUCGCAACGACGAGCUCCAUGGAUAGGGAAUGAGAACGUGGAUAGUGUAUGCUAGUUAGAGAAGCGGUAGUAGGGACAUAGUCUAAGCCGUACGUGGUACGUUUUGUAUCUUCCAAUUCCUUUCGACUUUAGGCUUAAGAACUCAGGCAUAGGCUAUAGAAGACACCGUCUCAAAAGGGUGUAUAAUCAAUGAUUUCUUAUUUUAUAUAUAGAUUUCUUGUUUGUAACAAUCCGGAAAGGAGAGAGGGGAGACGGGUUACAUAUUCAUUUCACUAAAACUUGUAACCGAUUCGAGAGUUUGUUAAGGGAUCAAAGUGAGAGAUCGGGCUUCCAAAUCGAGUUGGUUCUUCCUUGGGUCUCUUUUUUUCCGGCAAAUAUUCGAGUUUAUGUUUGUUUUAUUGUAUAUAUUAACAAGUUAACUCUGUAACCCUGUGGGAUUUAAUUGUAAUCACGACAAGCGGAUGUGGCUAACAAUUCGGAUGGUUAAUUGCGGUUAACCCUUUUUUUUUUUUUUGUAUUCAUCGAAAAUAUAUAACAGAAUCUAAUUCACAAA
Drosophila kikkawai is the source of this 2058-nucleotide messenger RNA. Its product is annotated as zinc finger protein 260. NCBI's taxonomy places the organism in Eukaryota, Metazoa, Arthropoda, Insecta, Diptera, Drosophilidae. The record is from RefSeq and is a predicted model, not a curated record. Gene Ontology annotation, biological process: regulation of DNA-templated transcription. Gene Ontology annotation, molecular function: DNA-binding transcription factor activity, RNA polymerase II-specific; RNA polymerase II cis-regulatory region sequence-specific DNA binding.